Diversispora eburnea is the source of this 243-nucleotide messenger RNA. Lineage: Eukaryota; Fungi; Glomeromycota; Glomeromycetes; Diversisporales; Diversisporaceae. The record is from the annotation of a GenBank genome assembly.
AUGGCAUUGGCAAAAUGGGAUUCUGAAAAGAGUAUGUCACACGGAUUUACUAGAAGGUUUACAGAGAAUCCAAUAGUACCCAAUACACUGGAAGGAGUAUGUCACACGGAUUUACUAGAAGGUUUACAGAGUUCACACAGGCGUAGAGCAUUGUAUGAUGCCAAGAAAUAUGAUCAAAAAAGAAUGAAUACUGAACUUUUAAAUUCUCAACAUUAUCGGCAUUCUCAACUUUCUGUUUAUUAG